Molecule: messenger RNA, 1501 nt
Organism: Musa acuminata subsp. malaccensis (wild Malaysian banana)
Lineage: Eukaryota; Viridiplantae; Streptophyta; Magnoliopsida; Zingiberales; Musaceae
Product: actin-3
Source: RefSeq, a predicted model, not a curated record
CGAAAUCCAUUCGAUUUCUUCCUAUUUAAAUGCCCUUCCACUCGCCUCGCUCCCCGUCUCUCUCGUCGCCGCUCUGCACCUCUCACUCUCCAUCUCUUGGGGAAGCGCAGAGGGGCUUCGGUGUAAGAUAUCCAUAACAUGGCUGACGGCGAGGAUAUCCAGCCUCUUGUCUGCGACAAUGGUACUGGAAUGGUCAAGGCUGGUUUCGCCGGAGAUGAUGCACCUAGAGCUGUAUUCCCUAGCAUCGUAGGCCGACCUCGCCACACUGGUGUCAUGGUUGGGAUGGGUCAAAAAGAUGCUUAUGUUGGUGACGAGGCUCAAUCAAAGAGAGGUAUCCUGACCUUGAAGUACCCUAUUGAACACGGCAUUGUUAGCAACUGGGAUGACAUGGAGAAGAUCUGGCAUCACACCUUCUAUAAUGAGCUUCGUGUUGCCCCUGAGGAGCACCCUGUAUUGCUCACCGAAGCCCCUCUCAAUCCCAAGGCAAACCGAGAGAAGAUGACCCAGAUUAUGUUUGAAACCUUCAAUGUUCCGGCUAUGUAUGUAGCAAUUCAGGCUGUUCUUUCCCUUUAUGCUAGUGGUCGUACAACCGGUAUUGUGCUUGAUUCUGGUGAUGGUGUGAGCCACACUGUUCCUAUAUACGAAGGAUAUGCCCUCCCUCAUGCCAUCCUUCGUUUGGACCUUGCUGGUCGUGACCUCACAGAUGCUUUGAUGAAGAUUCUUACGGAGAGAGGUUAUUCCUUCACUACCACUGCUGAACGGGAAAUUGUCAGGGAUAUCAAGGAAAAGCUUGCGUACGUUGCCCUGGAUUAUGAACAGGAGCUGGAGAAUGCCAAGGGUAGUUCCUCUGUGGAAAAGAGCUAUGAGUUACCUGAUGGGCAGGUCAUCACGAUUGGUGCGGAGAGAUUCAGAUGCCCGGAGGUUCUCUUCCAGCCAUCUCUGAUCGGCAUGGAGGCUGCUGGUAUCCAUGAGACCACUUACAAUUCCAUCAUGAAGUGUGAUGUGGAUAUCAGAAAGGACCUGUAUGGCAACAUCGUUCUCAGUGGUGGUACGACUAUGUUUCCUGGAAUCGCUGACCGCAUGAGCAAGGAGAUCACAGCGCUCGCCCCAAGCAGCAUGAAGAUUAAGGUGGUUGCCCCACCAGAGCGGAAGUACAGUGUCUGGAUUGGAGGCUCCAUCCUUGCUUCGCUCAGCACUUUUCAGCAGAUGUGGAUCUCCAAGGGCGAAUACGAGGAAUCCGGUCCUUCCAUUGUCCACAGGAAGUGCUUCUGAGUUCCAUGGUCCCCAAGUCACGGUUACUACUCUUCAGGCUGCUUUUCAAGACUGAAUCACGCAAGUCUUUUUCCAAAUUGAUGUGGUUUUGUUGGGGGUAUGUUGGAUUUGCUCGAGCUGUACCUGUACUUUAGGCACCAUAAAUAUAUGUGAACUGCCAUAACAUCACUGCUUAAAAUCUGUUUCUGCAAUGAAGGCUAUUUAUCGGAAGUUGACAAUGGUUGCCUGA